Molecule: messenger RNA, 3743 nt
Organism: Seriola aureovittata
Lineage: Eukaryota; Metazoa; Chordata; Actinopteri; Carangiformes; Carangidae
Gene: omgb
Product: oligodendrocyte myelin glycoprotein b
Exons: 3
Coding region: 183-1370 (395 amino acids)
Biological process (GO): neuron projection regeneration
Molecular function (GO): protein binding
Source: RefSeq, a predicted model, not a curated record
CUUCAGCUGCAUCAGGAGGCUGCAGAGCGGCAAGCAGAGUGGGGACCGGCGCUAGCAGACAACAUGUUUGACGGCACGCAACUACGUCCACCACAGGCAGGAAAAAGAGAGUGACAUCAUCACCUUCACACAGAGGAAAGAACAGCUGGAGGAGGACACGACUGGAGAGGAGAGAUGUCAAGAUGAGAGCCUGGACCAUGCCUGCCUGCUCCUCCUCUCUGCUCUGCCUGAUCCUGCUGCUGCUGGGGGGCUGGGUGCUGUCUAUCUGUCCCCCUGUGUGCCUCUGCAGACAGGGACACCGCGUGGUGGACUGCUCCUCACGAGGCCUCACCAAACUGCCGCCUGGUCUGCAGCACAACAUCCACUUCCUCAACCUGUCCUUUAACAGCCUCCAGGGUCUGGACAGUCAGCUCAGUCAUUAUGCCCACCUGCGGACACUGGACCUGUCCUAUAACCGCCUGGAGAGCCUGCCCCCCGCCUUGCCGCGGUCUCUGUGGGACAUCCGGGCGGCGGGGAACCACCUGCGCUCGCUGGACAAGAACGACACAGCGUACCACUGGAACCUGAAAGUCCUGGACCUGUCGGACAACGAGCUGGAGAGAGUGGUUUUCAUCAACAACACGCUGCCCAGCCUCCGAGCUCUCAACCUCAGUCACAACCGGUUCUGGACUGUGCCCACCAACAUGCCGCACAACCUCGAGAGCAUUGAUCUGUCACAUAACUACCUGGUGCAGAUCUUGCCUGGGUCUCUGGACCGGCUGCCCAGGCUGGCUCAGUUCUACCUGCAUGCUAAUCGCUUCUCCUGGUUGUCUGAGGGGGUGUUUGACAAGCUGACGGGGCUGGAUGUCAUGACUCUGGGAGAUAACCCCUGGGCCUGUGAAGAAGAGGAGAAUAUCACGAGGCUGCUCAGGUGGGCUGAGCAGACUCGUGCCACAGUCUUAGGCUGCCCGUGUUACACGAGACCCAUCUGUGGACAAACCCACCCAGCGACACCAGGGAGGGAGUGGCACUCUGCACUGUUCACAGAGCCCCCGCUCUGGGUCAAUGGCAGAGGUGAAGGACACGACAGUCAGUCGCCUGCCAGGACUGCAGAGGUCACGUCCAGCUACCAGGCCAAGUCUGCUCUCUUUGAGACCGGGAUCUAUCAGGGCAGCAGAGCAGGGAACGAGUCUGGAGACAACCUGCUGGUCUGGACAUCUUCCACCACUUUUGACAGUUUCUCCACUAGCACAACGACACGCCCACCGCCUUCAACCAUGAAGCCCAAAGUCUCGCACUCACAGAAUCAAGGUUGCGGCCUCCUGGUGGAGACUCAGCAGACUGUCACUCUGACUGUUUUAGUGAUGACAGUAGCAAUCAACAACUUCUGACUGAACACAGAGAAAAAUGACUGGAUUAGUCUGGACUGUGAAUGUACCACCAAGUAACUGAGCACCUUCAUUGUCCCUGGUACAAACUGUUACUGCCUUCUGUCACUGUCAGCAUCAUCAUCAUCAUCAUCAUCAUCAUCAUCAUCAUCAUCAUCAUCAUCCUCAUGAGCUCAACAUGUGAAAGAAAAUGUCUGUGAAUCCCUGAACACAAAGAAACUGACAGAAAACUUGUGAAAACACGAGUGAACUGGUUCAAUGCUCAUCUCUCUGCUGUGCUUCACGAUACUGAUGCUUGUUUUGCUCCUCAGAACCAGAUCUACAAUAAUCAUAUAGAACAUCCAUCACCAUGACUGGCUCCUGGAUUUACGACAGAGUAAAGGGCUAGUUCAGUGUUCACAGGAGGACUUCACAGAGCAGAUGUAGGUGUGGAUCAAUGCAGUGAAGCCCACUGAUGUAAUAAAGUGUGCAACAAAAUAAAGUCUAAGUUGAGAAACCAAAGCACAAGAAACAAUCAUCCUGUUGAACAGAGGAAGUCGACCUUCAAACUAAAAGACCUGUUUUAUAUUCAUGUUAAAAUAAUCCACUGACUCUUUCAUCCCUGUGGUUUUAUUUCAGCUGUGACCGUUUCUUUAUCAGAGUGUUUUUAAGUUUAUGAAACAGUCCAUGAACACUGGGCUGACUGUAGCUGUAGUAACCUGCUACUCCUGCAUGGUCACUGUCAGUGGUGGUUACAGUGGACCACAGUAGAGUCUGUAGUCUGAUUUAUCUUCUGUCUGGAGGAGACUUUAGAAACAAAUAAGAGUUUCCCUCCAAACAAAGAAUAGAGGAAUCAGUCAGUUAGAGGUGGAAAUUAUUGAUCAGCAUGUCCAGAACUGUUUCUUAUGUUUACAUCAGAAUGGUGACAAUGGCCCUCAUUUAUCAAACGAACGUACGGCAGAAAACCGUGCGUACGACCAUUUCCACGCAAGCUUCGGCAUUUAUCAAUUUGGACGUGAGCGGAAGCUACGAUCAGAUCUCACGUCAGGUCUGAGCUUGUGUACAAGAGUCUGAAUUUGCGGUGCAGCAGCAAAAUCUGGCUGAGUCUGAAAAUAAUUAUUAAACAAACCUCAGCAUAAACAGUCACAUAUUUAGAACAGAUCAAAACGGAUUCUUAAAACGAAUAAAACAAGAUAAAAACAUUUGAAUUUUAAAAAACCCCACGUUUUUUACUGAUACCACUUUUUUGUACAAUAAAACAAUAUGAGAGGCUAAAUAGCCUAACAUGACAUCUAAUUAUUGCACAUAAAAAUUUGAAAUAAUAAUAAAUACAAGCAGAAAUGUGUGUUUGCAAAUUAACUCAUGGCAAAAUUGUGUAAUUGUUUUUUGUUUUUUCCGAUGGGUGUGACACAACUGGAACAACAAUUAAAAGCAUCUGGUGAGAUAAUCAUUGUUGCACUGUGGUUGGUCAGAUGUUUACUCACUCCCCUAUUUAAACAGAUGCUUUGACAGUUAUCAGUUAUCAUCAUCAAAUCAUAACGAUGGCAGAUUUACUCGUUUUGGAGGAACAAUACGCGCGCGUCAGACGUGAGCGCGUUUUCAGAGACCGCAGGGAUCUCCAGAUUGCUGGGUUUCCAAAUUUGAUUGGAGCAAUUGAUUGCACUCAUGUGCGUCUGAAGGCACCAUCCAUGAAUGAUUACGCUUUCAUCAAUUGCAAAAACUACCACUCUGUAAAUGUGCAGGUGAUUUGUGAUGCCAAGCUCUCACUUUUAAACGUGGUGGGCAGGUGGCCGGGGGGGGACACACGAUUCUUUUAUUUUUCAAAACAGCUGUGUUGGCGCGCGGCUGCAGGAGGCGGCGCUGCAGAGCCAAACUCAUCUCCGUUACCCUCUUCCACACAGCGGUUUUAUGAGCUCCUGUGAUCCCACUCUUCAGACUGCCAAAAAGCACAUCCUUAUUUUGCGCCACCUCGGAUGUCAGGAUGUCGAUCUCCAUCUCUGAAAAGUUUUGUUUUUUGCCAGUAACUUUUCUCUCCAUGUUUGACCUUAGUGGGCGGGGCCUCCGAACCAGGAAUAUUUAAGGGCGUGACAUGUUAAUGACGAUCGAAUUCAGCUGCCACAUUUAUCAAGAGCCGAUCAUUCGUACGCUGGGAUUGCUCAGAUACGAAUGUUUCAUGAAUCACACGUGUAUCCUAUCGUAACCAAUUCUGCGCUCAGAUCUGCGCCUGUUUUCACGCAAGAUUGAUAAAUGAGGGUCAAUGAAUCUGAGUUUAGACUCUGUGUGAGUCAGUGAAGAGACAACAGCUGUUACAGCUGUUAUUAACAUUAUGUCUUAAAUCCAGAUGGACUGUUGACUGAUUCAGUUGAACUUUAUUGACAAUAAAAAAAUAAAAACAGA